This is a messenger RNA of Vanderwaltozyma polyspora DSM 70294, 2139 nucleotides long. RefSeq lists its product as uncharacterized. Gene Ontology annotation, biological process: signal transduction; regulation of fungal-type cell wall organization; activation of GTPase activity. The transcript has a single exon. NCBI's taxonomy places the organism in Eukaryota, Fungi, Ascomycota, Saccharomycetes, Saccharomycetales, Saccharomycetaceae. The record is from RefSeq and is a predicted model, not a curated record. Bases 1 to 2139 code for a protein of 712 amino acids. Gene Ontology annotation, cellular component: cell cortex. Gene Ontology annotation, molecular function: GTPase activator activity.
AUGCCAACUGCCUCUGGUGGAACUGCUUCCCCUAGUAAGAACACUAAACAGUUCUGGAAGCAUUUUUUAAGCAAUCCUAAAAGUUUGUCGAGCGACUCGUUAACAGUUAAGGAUGCUCAUAAUUCUAAUGACCUUAUGAAGAGACCUACUUUAUCUAAGGGCAAAGUAAUCGGUGAAGCUGCUAAUGGAUCAGUUGUUAAAAAUUCAAAUUUAAAUUUGGGCAAUCAACAAUUUGAUGCAAAUUUUAAAAAUUAUAGAGAUGAUUUCAUAUUGAAAAAUCGUGGAUUUACUGGAAGUGUCUUUGGAGUAUCACUAAGUGAUUCUCUGAGUGUUGCAAGUGCAGAGGUGAUUGUUCAAAGUGAAUUGGUCAGUUUUGGUAGAAUACCCAUUGUGGUAGCCAAAUGUGGUGCUUAUUUGAAGGCAAAUGCCUUGGAAACUUCAGGUAUAUUUCGUAUCGCUGGUAGCAGUAAAAGAGUUAAAGAAUUGCAACAUAUUUUUUCUACUCCUCCUGAUUAUGGGACCAAAUUUAGUAAUUGGGAUGUAUACACUGUCCACGACGUUGCAUCUCUGUUACGACGUUAUCUAAAUAAUUUGGACGAACCAUUGAUACCAUUGCAGUUGUAUGAUGAUUUUAGAGCACCGUUAAAAAAUAGACCAAGAGUUAUAAAACAUAUACAGUCUUUGAAUGUGUCUAGCUCAUCAGAUGCCAAGGCUGGUGUUGGGAUUAAUGAUGAAAAUAGGCCGAUGAAUGAAAUCGAACAUGCUCAUGAUGGUGAUGUAGAGAAAGAAGAUGAAUCCGCAGAUGUAAGAGAAGAAAUGAUACAAAAGGAAAAAAGACGCAAAAGACGUCUAACAAAAGAAAUAAAAGCUACCAUUAAGGAAUAUCAAAGAUUAUUUUUAUCGCUUUCUGAUGAUUCAAAGCAGUUGACAAUAUAUUUACUAGACUUGUUAAGUUUAUUUGCAAGACAAUCUGAUCGCAAUCUUAUGACAGGAAAAAAUCUAUCAGCCAUAUUUCAACCAUCCAUUUUAUCUCAUCCUCAACAUGAUAUGGACCCAAGAGAGUAUGAGCUUUCGAGAUUAGUAGUUAACUUUUUGAUAGAGUACUCUUACAAGUUGCUUCCUUUCCUAUUAAAAGCGAGUAAAGAAGAUCAACAGGCUGUCAGUAUCUCUAAGGUUACUACAUCUGCUACUACUACUACUACAGCUGCUACUACUACUACUACUACUACUACAGCUGCUACACCUACUUUAGAGAAACCAGUCGAUACAACCAAGCUUCAGAAAACUCAAAGUACUAAUUCUGGUUCUAUCGAUUUGUUAAACAAGGAAACGAUAACCCCCGUUGUAACUCCAACCUCACGUAAUGUUGUCCCGCCAGGUUCAUCGGUGGUCUAUGAAAAAGGACACGAUAAUAAAUUGACUCCACCUAUUAUCAGAAGACCACAUUCUCGUUCUAUUGGAUCAGUCCCUGUUCCUCCUGAUGUGAUUUCUAGUAAUAAAAGAAGAACCAAACUGUUUAAUUGGUUUCACAGGCCAGAUUAUUUAAGUGAUUCUGGAGCCAAUGACGAAGAUUGUGCAGAAGAAGAAGUAUUUUCAGAUAACUCUACAGAUGCAAUGCCAAGGGCAACCUCUCAUGUACGUUCACUUUCUACACAUACGAGUAGCAUGAGCCGAUCAUUGAGUGGAGGAUUGGAUGUUAGACCGAUGUCACUAAUUUUCCCUCAUGGGAAUUCUAAUGGGAACAAAUCUGUGGAUGAAUUGGAACAACUGCCCAACUCUAACCACACGUCAUCAAAUCAUAUUCAUCAUCAUUCAAAGCAUAAUAGUCAUUCUCAUCACUUACAUCCGCAUCAUAGCAACUACGGGGCUAACCACGUACACCAUGUUGAAGAUCUAAAAUCUGAAGAGAAUAACAUAGAUACCCUACUUCAAUCAGAUCACCAACCUGAACAUCAUUAUCCACCGGUCCCAGAGUAUCUAUCUACACAUUCUAAUGGUUCUGUAACAGGAUCUUCUUCAUAUACAAAGACUUCGGAUGAGGAACGUUCUCCUAGGAGUCAUAAAAGGAACUCUUGGUUUCAAAGGCUGAGAAGUCGUUCGAGAUCAACAACAAAUAAUGAAAAAGACAGACGAGACUAG